Nakaseomyces glabratus is the source of this 3888-nucleotide messenger RNA. RefSeq lists its product as uncharacterized. Gene Ontology annotation, molecular function: protein binding. NCBI's taxonomy places the organism in Eukaryota, Fungi, Ascomycota, Saccharomycetes, Saccharomycetales, Saccharomycetaceae. The record is from RefSeq and is a predicted model, not a curated record.
AUGCCACAGACGUUUAUACAACAGCCCUUUGGUCUACCUGACUCGGAUACUGGCUUGUCUCGAAACAACUCUAACUCACCUUCGGCAAGGGAUAUUUUACUGGAAAAGAACGUUACCAAUGAACAACGAUAUCCCAGGAAGGAUGGCUACAACUAUUCUCAUAAUAUAAGCAAAACCAAUACAAGCAUCAAUACCAACACCAACACUACAAAUCUAAGGGAGAAAUUUUCUAAGAUUGGUAAGGAUACUUCUAGGUAUAACAGGACAGCUCUCCAUAUAUUAGAUAGUUUGAAGAAGAAUAAACUCCUGUUACAGGGUCAAUUACAGGAUAAAUCAUCACGCAGAUCGAGCUUAGAAGGAGAAAAUAACUUUGAAGUGUAUACAUAUCAAAACCCAAUAGAUGAAAACAAACAGAAUGGAGAAGAAUCAGCCUCACCUAAAUUAAUGCUUAGCAGAAGUACCUCAAAAGUAAACGAUCUCAAUGACAGUAUAUUGGUACAGUUUGAUGAUAGGUCAAAGUUAAAUAGUCGCAGAUCUUCAAUAUUUGAACCAGCUAACGUGGAUAUGGGAAUAAACAAUGACUUAGCUUCUAAAGAAAUAGGCAUUGAUAAUGUUACGAAAAGCAUAUCUAGACUGGCCAAUAGCAAUGAUUAUGUAGUAUCUAGAUCUCAUAAUGAGGAAAUAUCUCAAAUAGCAGGGAAUCCGAGAGUGAAAAAAUAUUUAUCAAAGAGAGGUGCCUUGAAGGGCGACUCUAUCGAUAACAAGGCUGAUCAAAAACUGUAUAUGUAUGGGAAUGGCGAAAAUAGAAUUGAGAGUCAUACUGAGACAGGCCAUUUUGAACAGCAUGCAUUUGGUAAUUGUAAUGACGUUGUAAAAGGAAACCCGGACAUCAAUGGCUAUGAAAAUAUUGAUGACGAUGAUGGGCAAUAUCCUAAUGAACCGGAGGAUUGCUCAAACGAGUUUAAUAAUGACGACACAGACACUACAGAUACUAAUCAGAGGAAAAACAAUGAAGAAAGUAAAGACGAUGAAGAAGAAGAUGAAGACCAAGGAAAUAAUAGCAAUAGCAAUGAUAAAGCUAACAAUAGUAACAAACCUACACAAGCAUUAGUACAAAAGUUACAAGACAUUUAUAAGAAUAUUGUUAGACAAGAAGUAGAACUACAGGAAAAAUGUGCCCAGUUGACUUCAUCCCAAACUACAGAUCUUAACAGCAUAUGGUCAAUUUACAGAAUAAAUGUUGAAUUAGUUACUAACUAUGUGACAUUCAUAAGCACAGCUCUUCUAUCUUCUCAAUCACAGUACGAUCUUAUGAUCGGUCAGGAAAUAGUAGAAACAUAUAGAAUUGGUAGAAGAUUAUGGGUCUACGGGACAAUUACAUUCCUUGAUGUAUUAAAGAACUUUUCAAGCUUUAUGGACCCUGAAGUUUGCUCACAAUUUAUAACUCACGUCUUCAUAUCUAUAUCUACAAUGCUUGCUGACAUCCCAACAAAAUAUUCAAUCCCUUGGAUGCAAAGAUUGGGUGAUCUUUCAAGAAUGGCAAUAGCACUAUAUCCAUCAGGAUUCAUUGAUUGGAAGCUAAGUUCGGAAUACUGGUAUAACCAAGCCCUAAAGUACACAUAUGGAUACGGAAAAUUAUAUUAUCAUAUGUCUACAAUACAACAAAAUACAUUAGAGGCUUUCGUGAAUUUAGGGAAAAGUGUAUUCUGUCAAGAUACCUUUAUACCAUCUCCUCAGUAUAUGCAGUUGGUUAUCGACAAUAUUUAUCAACGUGCAUUCAUUGAAAGAGGUAGCAAUAAUACAAGAAAUUCGCAGCUAAUUGAGUAUUUGAAACAUAGUGAGGUGAUGCUGCUUCCUAAUUUUAUAGGCAACGAGAAUCUUCAAAAAGUUGUAAUGACAUACUUUGAGCAUAAAUUUGGUACAGAUCUGCAUGAUUUGAACAUUUUUCAACCACGAGAUAUAUUUUUACAGAAUCCGGAGAACCUGAAAUAUUUUUUUAGGCAUGCUCCUGCAUUUGCUGAAUCACAUAUACUCCAAACUGUAGGUUUCGGUGAUUCAAAAAAUCCUUUUGCUUUACUCUUUGAUUUGCCUAAAUUCCUGAAAGAGAAGAAGGAUAAAAAAGAUAGGAAGAAAACUAAAAGCAGUGGUGAACCAACUUCUAAUGAAUCUGUGAUGAGUUUAGACAAUAUUUCAACAGAUUCAUUGAUCUCCUCAGAUCAAUAUUUCAGCAAUUUGGAGUCUAUGCAACAUCCAUACCUCCCACCUCCAAGAUAUGACAUCUGGCUAAAAUCUCUCUCAUAUCUUAAUUUAACUGCUGUUCAAUGCGGCGUUAUUGUUUUAAGAAAAUUUUUGCAUGGGCCUUUUGUAGUUGCUUUACCACAUUUGAUGGUGUGGACAUAUUUUAUCAUAUCAGUCUGUUUGAAAUCGGAAACUUUGGUAGAUGAAGAGAGCAGGUAUUUCUGGAGCUCAUUUAUGCGGAGAUUACUACCAUUGAAUAGUAUUGUGAGUUUUUUAAAUGUCCUGAUUGCAUAUGCAUUAGAUAACUCAUACUAUUCUACUUUGAUAAGUUCGAUUAGUGAAGAACUGGACUCAAUGGAUCUACAAGAACUUUUGACUAAGUUUAACAACAAUGAAGAGUUACCCGAGGUUUGGAAAUGUUGGGGUACACUUUGGUUUGAUGCUAUUACCGAUAAGAGCAACACUGAUACAAACAGCUAUGAAAAGAUUGGUGUAUCUGAUCAUUUAUUUUUUGAUUCCCCAAUAGAUGGAAUUGUUUUCGAUUCAAAAGACGAAAAUGGGGAAAAGUUCUGGAAAAGGGCAUUGCGAAUAAUUUUUCUGUUCAAGAAGAUCGCAGAAACGUUUGACAUUGGAAUAACGCUAAGUCAUACCGCUCCUGUCUAUUGUAGACGUGAUGACGUUGAGUUAAAUCACAUUUUAGGCUCAUUUUCCUUCAAGAUCGAACAACACUUGUUAAAUGGUAAUACCGUCCAAGUUGAAAUUGAAAACUGUCUUGGGGCGAUCAUAGAAAUGACUGAAAUGCCCAAUGAAGUUAACAUUACAAUGGACGCAACACCACCAAUGAGCCUUCAAGAGAAUGAAAACAUAUUUGAAUAUACCGGUUAUAAAAGAAUUGCCCCAGAACUUCAAAAUUUUGAUAAAAAUGGUGAAUUAAGAAGUGCAGCAAACUAUACAUCGUGGUAUUCUGCUCAGGAGAUAGUACCUAAAUCUGCUGCCUCACCAGAAAAUAGUGUUGCUGGCAGCUCACCAGGUAGAUCUUUCCAAUCACAAGAUGUUGAGGAAAAUAUAUUUUCUGUAUUCACUAAUGAAGAAGAAAAUUCAACCUCCUUAUUAGAUGGAUUGAAUCUGGAAACGACUUCCUUUGUAUUAGAUGCUACUUCUUGGCUCAGACACUCUGCGCAUAUUUAUAAGCUUGCAAGCAACAGCUUUUUGGUCUUUUCAAUUUGUUUGACAACUUUCCAGGAAUUGCGCUUUUUGCGAAAAUCUAAGGACGAAAAUGUAAUGGAGGCCGCUGCUAGAGCAAUUAUUAUAAUAAGACAGCUAUAUAGUGAUGGCAAGGUUAUUCCGUUAAGAUUUACUGGAAAUAUUGCCACACAUAUCGAAGAGCAUUUAGAAUUCGAAGAGCAGAUAACAUGGAGAUCCCAUGUGGAUGAAUUUGUUAUCGAAUCAAUAAGUAAAGCUCAAAAGAAGUUCUUGCAACCAUUUGUACAGAAUCCUGUUGACAACGAUUCAAGAUUUUUUGUACUAGUCAGUGAUGAUGAAAACAUGAAAAGAAAGGCUCACGAAAAAGAAAUAAGAACGUUUACUACUAGAUUUGUUUUUGCAUUAUGUAGUGAAAUGGGGAAAGGAAGAUUAAUUUGUACCAACUAA